Mauremys mutica (yellowpond turtle) is the source of this 5215-nucleotide messenger RNA. It is a transcript of the gene PPP1R13B, whose product is annotated as protein phosphatase 1 regulatory subunit 13B. The transcript has 18 exons. The record is from RefSeq and is a predicted model, not a curated record. Gene Ontology annotation, molecular function: p53 binding; transcription factor binding. The coding region runs from base 118 to 3513 and encodes 1131 amino acids. Gene Ontology annotation, cellular component: nucleus. NCBI's taxonomy places the organism in Eukaryota, Metazoa, Chordata, Testudines, Geoemydidae. Gene Ontology annotation, biological process: negative regulation of cell cycle; regulation of apoptotic process; apoptotic process.
AGAGGCGCCUGUCGUCGCUGCCGCCGCGGUCUCCGCUUCCCCCGGCCGGUGAGGGAAGCAGCCCGCGCUGCAGCUAAGGAGGCUGGGAGCGACGGCGGCUCAGGAACCGCUCCAGAGAUGAUGCCGAUGAUACUAACUGUGUUCUUGAGCAACAAUGAACAGAUUUUGACAGAAGUUCCAAUUACACCAGAAACAACCUGUCGAGAUGUUGUGGAGUUCUGCAAAGAACCUGGCGAAGGAAGUUGCCAUCUGGCUGAAGUGUGGCGUGGAAAUGAACGCCAUAUACCCUUUGAUCACAUGAUGUAUGACCAUCUACAGAAGUGGGGACCCCGCAGAGAAGAAGUGAAAUUUUUUCUUCGUCAUGAAGAAUCUCCAGCUGAAAGCAAUGAACAGAGUGGGCGUCAGACCCAAAAUCAGAGAAAUGGAAUAAAUAUACCUGUGGAGAAACGUACAGAGAAUGGGGUUGGGAAUCCACGUGUAGAACUCACACUCUCUGAACUUCAAGACAUGGCUGCCAGACAACAGCAGCAGAUUGAAAACCAACAGCAAAUGUUGGUUGCUAAGGAACAACGUUUACGUUAUCUGAAGCAGCAAGAACGCCGUCAGCAGCAGUCUAUUUCUGAGAGUGAAAAGCUUCAAAAACUUAAAGAACGGGUGGAGACCCAGGAGUCAAAGCUGAAAAAAAUACGUGCCAUGAGAGGACAAGUGGACUACAGCAAGAUCAUGAAUGGCAAUCUGUCUACUGAAAUUGAGCAUAUCAGUGCCAUGUUCCAGGAGAAGCAGCAGGAGUUACAAGCUGCAGUGUUAAAAGUAGAUCAGCUAACUCAGCAAUUGGAGGACUUAAGGAAAGGGAAAUUGAAUGGAUUCCAAUCUUAUAAUGGACAGAUGACAGGACCUGCAGCUGUAGAAUUAAAAAAGUUGUACCAAGAACUACAGAUUCGUAAUAGGCUUAACCAGGAGCAGAACUCCAAGCUUCAGCAGCAGAAAGAACUUUUAAACAAACGUAACAUGGAGGUGGCUAUGAUGGACAAGCGUAUCAAUGAGCUCCGUGAGCGACUAUACAAGAAAAAAGUUGAGGCACGUCAAAAAGAAAACAUUCCUUUAAAUCGUAUUAAUGGAACAUCAUCGCCCCAAUCAUCUCUGACUGCUUCAGGAAGAGUAGCAGCAGUGGGGCCUUACAUCCAAGUUCCUAGCUCUGGCAGUUAUGCUGUACCAGUAGACCCAGUGAAACCACAGUCUCUCACCAUUGCUUCCACUGCGAUUCAUGGGAGAUCAAAAUCUGAUGAUGGUAAUAAAAUCAAGGUGUACAGUUUAUGGACAGUGUCAGAUCUUGAUGUUGGCCCUGACUACAGCACUUCCUGGCAUUCUGCAGACUCUGAAAAGCAGUUUCGGGACUCUAAUGAUGGAAACUGGCCGACACUUAAACAGAGUUCAACUCCUGUGGUAAAACCACCUCAAAUCUCCAAUGCAGACUGGAAGGAAUCAAGCAUGGAUACUGCUUUAAAACAAGGAACUGUAUCCAGUCAACCAUUGCCAUCUUCAGUAUUAGGAAGUACUGAUAAGCUGGGUCUUGAUAUGGGGAAAGUGCCACCCACUAUCCCUGGUGUAAGUAAGCAGUUGCCUCAAAACUAUGGAACCUAUCCAAGCCCUGUUCCUUUAGGAACAGGUUCUACAAAUUCACUGGAAAGGCGGAAGGAUGGCAGCCUACCAAGACCUGGCUCCAGUAUAACAAAUCGGCAAAGACCUAUUCCAUUACCACCAUCGAGCAAUAUACAUCAGCCUAGUUCCUCACAACAGAUACAACAGAGAAUUUCUGUACCUCCUAGCCCUACUUAUCAACCUUCUGGUCCCUCCUCAUUUCCUGGCGGAGAUGGCAGGCCUGAGCUCCCUUUAACUGUGGCUAUCAGGCCUUUUCUAGCUGAUAAAGGAUCAAGGCCUCAGUCUCCAAGAAAAGGACCUCAAACAGUGAACUCCAGUUCCAUCUACUCAAUGUAUCUUCAGCAAGCAACACCACCAAAGAACUAUCAACAGGCUGUAUACAAUACCCUAAAUAAAUCAGUAAAAGCAGUUUAUGGAAAACCUGUCCUACAGUCUGGUUCAACCUCUCCAUCACCUUUACCAUUCCUUCAUGGAUCUUUGCCUACCCACACAUCACAGCCACAGUCUCAGCCUCAGAUUGAGUUCACUGAAAAAGAUCAAGAGCUGGAAAACAUUCCGCCAUCAGGUGAAAAUAGCAAUGUGGAAAACAUUCCUCGCCCUCUCAGUCCUACUAAGCUUACACCUAUUGUGCAUUCACCCCUACGAUAUCAAAGUGAUGCUGAUCUUGAAGCUCUUAGAAGAAAAUUAGCUAAUGCUCCUAGGCCAUUAAAGAAGCGUAGCUCUAUCACUGAACCUGAAGGGCCCAGUGGACCAAAUAUACAGAAGCUACUGUAUCAGCGCUUUAAUACACUUGCUGGAGGAAUAGAAAGUGCUCCUUUUUAUCAACCAAGCAACCCACAGGACUUUAUAGGCAACUUAGCAGAUGUGGAUAAUGGAAACACUAGCACCAAUGGCAAUAUUGAAGAACCUAUUUCUGUGCAACCCACAGUUGCUCUUCCUGAUGAACCUCCUCCUUCAUCAGAUGCCAAUGAUAAUGAAUUACCGUCUCCUGCCACUGAGGAACUGAUUAGCACUGAAACCACUAACCAAACCUCUGAGACUACUGAAGACAAUAAUAACAAUCCUGCCGUAGUCCCUUCCACUGAGCAGUCACCCAGUCCCACACCUGAGGUCAGCUCCCCAGUAGAAGAUGAAGUUCCUGUGCCACCAGCUGUUCCUCCUCCACUUCCUCCAACUAAACGUACCAACCUGAAGAAACCUAACUCUGAACGAACUGGUCAUGGUUUGAGGGUAAAGUUCAACCCUUUAGCCCUCCUGCUUGAUGCUUCUUUGGAGGGAGAAUUUGAUCUGGUACAAAGGAUCAUUUAUGAGGUUGAUGAUCCCAGCAAACCCAAUGAUGAAGGAAUUACCCCUUUGCAUAAUGCAGUGUGUGCUGGUCAUCACCACAUUGUAAAGUUCCUGCUUGAUUUUGGUGUUAACGUGAAUGCAGCAGACAGUGAUGGAUGGACGCCUUUGCAUUGUGCAGCUUCUUGCAAUAGUGUUCAUCUCUGUAAACUACUUGUAGAAUCCGGGGCAGCAAUUUUUGCUUCAACUAUAAGUGAUAUAGAAACUGCUGCGGACAAGUGUGAGGAGAUGGAGGAGGGUUAUAUUCAGUGUUCCCAGUUCUUGUACGGAGUACAGGAGAAGUUGGGAGUCAUGAACAAAGGAGUAGUGUAUGCUCUAUGGGAUUAUGAAGCCCAGAAUAAUGAUGAGUUGUCAUUCCAUGAAGGAGAUGCCAUUACUAUCCUGAGACGUAAGGAUGAUAAUGAAACAGAAUGGUGGUGGGCUCGACUCAAUGAUAAAGAAGGCUAUGUGCCUAAAAAUCUUUUGGGGCUAUAUCCAAGAAUCAAGCCUAGGCAACGAACCCUUGCUUGAAUUCAGUUGUUUGGCAGUGCAGAACAUGGCUGGUAACUGGAAGCUUAAACCCACACUGGAGUCAUCUUUUUCUAUCACAUUUCAACUGGAGAAAUAAAAUUCUAAUCUUUGUUUUUAAUGGUGCUCUCUCUUAUUGAUGGACAGCAGUCAAGGGUUUUAAAAUCUGCAGUUUGUAAAUGAAGGUCAUUCCAUGUAACCCACCACUGACUGGGAGAUGUACUUACAGUCUACAGUAUUUUGUCAACUCCAAAUACCAAAAAUACUCUUAUAGAAGAGUCCAUGGGUGGAAGCUUCUUGUGUUAAAUGUUCACAAAUGUCAUUUCCAAAUUGCAGAUGUGCUGUCCAAUCUGUUCUAGUCCCCCAAUAACUGUCCUGUGUCAAGAUUUUGGAUAUUUUUUGACACCAUUGAAUGUUGUUUACUCAUUACUGACUUAAUUCUGUGUGUUCUGCAGAGAAGACUUUCACAUGCUAAGUGCAUAAGCAAUCACCACGGCUCUAUAUACUCUAGGAUUUAGAAAUAAAGAUAUGUUAACUAAUGUUCUAAGUCCUAGUCUAGGGCCUGCUCUACACCUAAGACUUAAGUCAACCUAGCUACAUUGCUCAGGGCCGUGAACAAUUUUACAUCCUGUAUCACAGUUAGGUCGACCUAACCCCUACCAUACAUGCAACUAUUGAAUGAGAAGUAGUUUACGUACAGCAAUGGAAAAACUCCUUCCCUCACUCGAGGAAGCAUCAUGCUACAGUGCUGGAGCUGUGCCACUGUAGUGUAAAGAUACUCUUUACAAAGCUCAAACAGAAGCUUUAGAGAUGCUAGGAUCUAGAUUUUGUUUGCAUUUAAAUGACAAGCUAAAAGCAUCAAAAACUACACUGUUUGUAUACUUCUCAAAACCUCUACACUAAUGUGUUCAUUUUCUUGGUAUUCAGCUUAUUACACGAGUUUUACCUCUACUAAUUUAAGUUACAGGUCCCACUCCCACUAACCUGUGAACUUGUCUGUUUGGAACAAAAGAACAUGUAACAGUGGAUUUGCAGUCAGAUUAAAGGAUUUGUAUGUUUGAUGGAUGAAAGUGCAAUAGUUGAGAAGGGUAAGAGUCUGAUAAAUUAAGAGGUACACUAACUUGAAGUCUGCCUGAGUAGUUGAAGGACUAAAAAGUGGAGAGCUAGUUGUGCUAAUAUUGAGAGUCAAUGAGAGGAAGAGAAACAAGGAGUUUGAGGAUUUGAGAAUGGCAAUAAUUUGCUAUUUUGGUAAGAACAGUUUCUGUGGUUCUUGGCAGCCCAACACCUAUUGCCAGGGUGUGUUGUGUUAUGCAAUAACUUUUCCACUAUAUUGUAGUUUCAAGCAAAAAAAAAAGGGGGGGGCACUUCACUGGAGUUAAUUGUACAUGGUUUUAUAUACCAGAAAUAUAUUUUGAAUUUCUCGUAAGUUGUAGCCAUGUGUCUUGAAUUUUUUCUUCCAUUAAAGUGUAGGCCAGUUGACUUUAACUCUUCAUGUACAAGUCUUGUGUAUAAUUUAUAUAUCAUUUAUGCAGCGCUGUAAUUUGCUUUUACCACCAUUUAACAUUAAUUGUAUAUAUAUUGUGGUGAUGAAACGUGAAAGGGUAUUGUUAAAGAACAUUGGCUACAUGAAUGUGACAAUUUCAAGAGCCUAUGAUGCACAUUUACAUGUUCUCUGGAUGAGUGUAUAAUAAAAUACUGCUAAGGC